AAAUAAGCUAUAUGAAUUAUUCAGAUAUACUCUCAGAGUCCUGCCUCCAGAGCCAGAAGUUUCAAAAUAAGUACAAGAAUAUACUUAAUGACCGUAAGAGCUUCGGGGAUAGGAUCCGACAAGAUCAUGAUAAGCAAUCUAAAAUGUCUCAGAAGAGUAAUUUUGGAAAAUAUAUGGAGAAAAUGAAUGUCAAAAUUAAAAUAGAUGAUUUAAAGAAACCCAAAUUUUUGAAUACCUUACGGCCAGGCACCACUAAGAUACAGACUAAGAAGGCACUGAAUAAGACUCAAAAGAGGAUAAAUACCUCUGCGGUUAAAAGCAACAGAGUGGAUGUUAGAGUGAACAGGUGCAAUUAUUGGAAAUCUGCAAAGCCAAGAGACCUUUACCAUCUCCAAGAGAUUAACAGGAAAGUAAUUUAUCCAGAAUACAAGGUCAAGGAGAAAGCUAAGAGAAUGAACUUCUCAAAUGUUGAUCCCAAGGAGAAGUACCUUUUGCUCCAAAGAAACAAGAAUCAGCGGAGAAGAUUUAAUGAAACUACACUUCAGAAAACUAGAGGCAAGAAAAGGGCCUUUAGCAUCCUUGGAGUAGAGAAUAUUAAGAGUCUCCGUCAUAACCAAGACCUGCUAAGUGUCAAGAGUAGCAUUGCAAGGAGAUCAGUCACCCCGACGAGUAGGAAAUCUGUGAUUAUAUCCUCCCAUGUUCGUAAAAAGCAACUAGAAUUGCCUGAAUAUAGACGCAAGUGAGAAAGUACAAUAGGAGGUUCUGUAUGUGCUAGUAAAAGACCCAGUAGGAUCAACAGUCCUCAGAAGAGACGUCUCACUUGAAUGAUUUCCAAUCCAAGGAAAAGUAUUGGUGACUUGAAGAGAAAAAUUCCUGAAGACUUACGUAAAUAAGGAGCAAACCUUAAAGACUGUUGAAGAACGGAUUCGGGAGAAAUUUAGUAACGGAACGUCACAAGAACAACACUCUCUUAAAAGAUUUAAGCAGUUGCAGGAAUAUCUCAAGAUGGCUAAGAGAAAAGUAAGGAUCAAUACAAACAUCAGGAACAAAUCUGGAAGAAUAGUCAAAGGAGAGAUCCCUUUGGGAACAGACACGCAGAUAGACAAUGAACUCCGUGAGAAUUAUCCUUCGAUUUUGGAAAUUAAAAGAAGACUUAAGAAUACCUUAAUGAUCAAAUGUGAUUUUGAUGAAGUGAUAAAAUAUGCUCAGGAAUACUUAGGUGUUAAUGAUGAAGAUUUAUCUUCAAAGCACAAGGCUUUACAAGACCAUAAGAAGAAGAAAGAGAGAGAAACAAGGAAAAAGGAAGAUAGCAUCAAGCUAUACCGCAAGAGUUCCCCUAGGAACAAGAAAGAGCUACUAAUUAAAGAAUUAAGAUCAGAUUUAGGGCUUAACAAGAGCGAGGAUUCACUCCCAAAAUCCCCUGAAAAGAUUAAUAACUCUCCUAGAUCUUCAAAGAGCUCCUCAGAGAAGUCAGUGAACCAAGAUGAGGAGGAGUUUAAGUUCACCAGAAAGAAAUGGACCAAUAUAGAUGAGCUAAUCCUAGCUCUACAAGAGGAAGUUCAUACAAAAGAUAAUCAGUAA
Messenger RNA from Moneuplotes crassus, 1581 nucleotides. The record is from the annotation of a GenBank genome assembly. Lineage: Eukaryota; Ciliophora; Spirotrichea; Euplotida; Euplotidae.